Momordica charantia (bitter melon) is the source of this 2137-nucleotide messenger RNA. Its product is annotated as Transcription factor TFIIE, alpha subunit. Gene Ontology annotation, cellular component: transcription factor TFIIE complex. The record is from RefSeq and is a predicted model, not a curated record. NCBI's taxonomy places the organism in Eukaryota, Viridiplantae, Streptophyta, Magnoliopsida, Cucurbitales, Cucurbitaceae. Gene Ontology annotation, biological process: transcription initiation at RNA polymerase II promoter.
CAUUUUUCCCACGACUUUCAGAUCUCUCUCUCCGCAGCAGAAACUUGCUCGAAUAGAAAACCACAAAAGGAAAAAAAAAAAAUUCAGCUCACAUGUAAUAGCAACACCAGCUCAAAAUAUUUGAUUGAAGAAUUGAAACCGAGUUCAUUUUCAACCACGAUGAGUAUUGAACCUUUUAACAGGUUGGUGAAGCUGGCUGCGAGAGCUUUUUACGAUGACAUUACGACUAAGGGGGAUAAUCAGCCCAAGACUGGUCGGAGUGAUAAUAGAGGAAUUGCGGUGGUUGUUCUUGAUGCUCUCACGAGACGACAAUGGGUUCGGGAAGAAGAUUUGGCAAAGAACUUAAAACUACAUUCGAAGCAAUUGCGUCGAACCCUAAGGUUCCUAGAAGAGGAAAAACUGAUUACCCGAGAUCAUAGAAGGGAGACAGCUAAGGGAGCAAAGAUAUUUAGUGCUGCAGUUGCUGCCACGGCCGAUGGUCAACAGCCAGGGAAGGAGGGAGAUGAAAAGAUUAAGAUGCACACACACUCUUAUUGCUCGCUAGACUAUGCUCAGAUCUAUGAUGUGGUUAGAUACAGAAUGCACCGGAUGAAGAAAAAACUGAAAGAUGAAUUAGAGGACAAGAACACAGUUCAAGAGUAUAUAUGCCCCAACUGUUCGAGAAGAUACACUGCUUUGGAUGCUCUGCGGUUGAUCUCUCUUGAGGAUGAAUACUUUCACUGUGAAAAUUGCAAUGGAGAGCUGGUUGCAGAGAGUGACAAACUGGCGGCGGCUCAAGGAGGGGAUGGAGAUGAUAAUGCCAGAAAGCGACGGCAUGAAAAAUUAAAAGACAUGCUUCAGAAGAUGGAGGUCCAACUUAAACCUUUGAUGGAACAACUCAGCAGAGUCAAAGAUUUGCCUGUUCCGGAAUUUGGAACUCUUUUAGCAUGGGAAGCUCGUGCAAGUGCAGCUGCACGUGGGGCAAAUGGUGAUCUCAACGGUAAUGAUCCCUCGAAGUCAUCGCAAGGUUUAGGAUAUGGGGGAACACCAAUGCCUUUUGUUGGAGAGACCAAGGUUGAAGUUGCCUUUUCUGGGGCUGAGGGCAAGGGAGUGGAUGUUAAAUCUGAAACUGAGAACACGGGACUGAAAGUUUUACCACCUUGGAUGAUCAAGAAAGGAAUGAACCUCACAAAGGAACAACGUGGGGAGGUCAAAGAGGAGUCAAAGAUGGAUGCUGGUUCAGCUGCUCAGUUUUCUGAUGAUAAAAAGUCAUCGGCCAAUGACGAUGAUAAAACGAAUUUUCAGGAUGAGUAUGUUAAAGCUUAUUAUGCUGCUAUACUGAAGAAGCAACAAGAACUUGAAGAAUCUGCUAAGAGACCAGAGGAAUUAUCCAGUACAGAGGUUACUGAAAGUGUGUCUAAUGCAAAUUCCAGUCGCCAGGUGGGAAUGAAAGCAAAACGUGAAGGGGAUGAAGAAGAUGAUGAUAUUGAGUGGGAGGAGGCACCAAUAGGGGGUAAUGCAAAUGAAAAUUACAAGGUCGGUGACUUGAAUGUUGAAGCAUCAGCUUCGGUAGAGGAUGAAGAAGAAGAUGACGUGGAUUGGGAGGAAGGUUGAAGAGGCAAAGAGAAGUUUUAUACCAUAAAUCUGAUACAAGGUCAUGGUGCGUUCCUUCCAUCUGCAAGGCCUUAAAUGAAUUGAGGUAGGAGCUCUGCAGUUAAUCUUGAGCAGCUGUGUUACCUGUUAUGUUGGAGCCGACUUUAAACAUCCCCUAACCUAUAAUUGCUUGAUUUUCUGCUGAUAUUCCUUCUUGGGUAGUCCGAUGAAUUGAAUUGUACUCCACCAGUUUGGUGUGCUGGAAGAAAAGUUCAAGGAAAGUUGAUAUCAAUUGAAUUUUUACUCAUCAAGCAAGUGUGUGGGAAGAAGAGAGGAGUGAUAAUCCAUUUCUUACCAAUUACUGUGGGAUAAACUCUUGUGCAAACUUAUUACCUGGAGCAAUAUGGUGUAUUUACAAUAGCUUUUAUCUCUUCAGCUGAUAGGGAAGUUCAGAAAUAAAGAUAGCUGACUGUCAAACAUUAUCUCCCCUCUCCCUGUAGAAACAACAGAAUACAAGAAUUCAAUAUCUUUUUAAACUUUGCAUAAUGCAUGUGCUUUAUUUGUA